AUGAGUAAGAACAGAGACCCUUUACUAGCUAAUUUGAACGCUUUCAAAAGCAAAGUGAAGUCGGCCCCAGUAAUAGCACCCGCUAAAGUGGGACAGAAGAAGAGUAAUGACACUGUGAUUACUAUAGAUGGAAGCACCAGAAAGAGGACGGCUUCUGAACGUGCACUAGAAAAUUCUUUGAAUUCUGCCAAGAAUCCUAUAUUAGCAGAUAUCAAGAAGGAAGCUGGAAGCAAUAGUUCUAAUGCUAUUUCAUUAGAUGAUGACGAUGAAGACGACGACGAUUUUAGCAGCUCUCCUUCUAAGAAGGUAAGGCCCGGUUCGAUUGCAGCAGCAGCUUUACAGGCCAAUCAAACAGACAUUUCCAAGAGCCAUGAUUCUUCCAAGCUUCUUUGGGCCACUGAAUAUAUUCAAAAGAAAGGUAAACCCGUGUUGGUCAAUGAGUUGCUGGACUACUUAUCGAUGAAAAAAGAUGACAAAGUUAUUGAACUUUUGAAAAAGCUGGACAGGAUCGAAUUUGAUGCCAAGAAGGGGUCUUUCAAGUAUCUCUCUACUUAUGAUGUUCAUUCCCCUUCGGAACUGCUGAAAUUAUUGCGUUCACAAGUAACGUUUAAAGGUAUUUCCUGCAAGGAUUUGAAAGAUGGUUGGCCACAAUGUGAUGAAACAAUCAACCAACUAGAGGAGGAUAGUAAGAUCUUAGUGCUAAGAACCAAGAAGGAUAAGACUCCGAGAUAUGUUUGGUAUAAUAGCGGUGGGAAUUUGAAAUGUAUUGAUGAGGAGUUUGUUAAAAUGUGGGAGAACGUCCAAUUACCGCAAUUUGCAGAAUUACCAAGGAAGCUGCAAGAUCUGGGUUUAAAACCUGCUAGUGUCGAUCCUGCAACUAUCAAGAGACAGACAAAGAGAGUCGAAGUUAAGAAGAAGAGACAAAGAAAAGGUAAGAUUACUAACACUCACAUGACUGGUAUCUUAAAAGAUUACUCUCAUAGAGUAUGA
Saccharomyces mikatae IFO 1815 is the source of this 990-nucleotide messenger RNA. RefSeq names its product transcription factor TFIIE subunit TFA2 (gene TFA2). Gene Ontology annotation, biological process: transcription initiation at RNA polymerase II promoter. Gene Ontology annotation, cellular component: transcription factor TFIIE complex. The transcript has a single exon. The record is from RefSeq and is a predicted model, not a curated record. Bases 1 to 990 code for a protein of 329 amino acids. Lineage: Eukaryota; Fungi; Ascomycota; Saccharomycetes; Saccharomycetales; Saccharomycetaceae.